Diorhabda sublineata is the source of this 1847-nucleotide messenger RNA. Its product is annotated as MDS1 and EVI1 complex locus protein EVI1-A-like. Gene Ontology annotation, molecular function: DNA-binding transcription activator activity, RNA polymerase II-specific; RNA polymerase II cis-regulatory region sequence-specific DNA binding. Bases 387 to 1709 code for a protein of 440 amino acids. Lineage: Eukaryota; Metazoa; Arthropoda; Insecta; Coleoptera; Chrysomelidae. The record is from RefSeq and is a predicted model, not a curated record. The transcript has 4 exons. Gene Ontology annotation, biological process: regulation of transcription by RNA polymerase II. Gene Ontology annotation, cellular component: nucleus.
AGUGCUCUCUUACAAGCAGAAGGGAGAGCACGGAUUGUAUUUUUAAUACACGUGUAUCGAAAACUUUACGUAAGAAACAAAUAACAAGACAGUGACAGAAAAUAGUUUGAGUGUUUUGGGGUUUCGUUUGUUAUCUAUCGUUUAUGUACUGUGAUUUGUGACUUUAAGAAAAAAUUUUCACGUGUCUAAUUAACAGUGGUAUUAGUUUGAAAACUAUUUAUUAAAAUAUUCAUGAGUGACAGAAAUAUUUGAAGUACAAAUUAACCGACAGUGAUAUACAAGGUGUGAAAACUUCAUUAGGAAAUGGUUUCCAUAUCGUUUCAAUUGAAUUUAACAAUAAACAGUUUCAGGAUCAUCACAUUUUCAUCUUAUAUCACGUUUGCUACAUGAGACAGAGUCUUCUCAUGAACUUUGUCACCGCUGAUUUCCCUAGGGGUCGCUGUUCACCAUCUCCGAUUCUAUUUGCGUCGACCAUGCGCGAAAAAGAUUCCUUUCCAAGAAAAAUGUUGGUAGCUGCAGGAGGUCACAGUUCCCCCAAACAAGCCGCUAUCUAUCCUCUCUCCAUAAGAGUACCACCAGGAGAUGAAAUGCCUUUCGAUUUAUCGAGAAACACGAAAUCACCAGGACCUCACAUGUCACCGGCAUGUCAUCCGGCUCAAUCGCAAGACAACGAAGAACAACCGCUAGAUUUAAGAGUAGAUCAUAAAAAGAUGUCGAUGAUGUUGUCCAGACGACAAAUCGAAGACGAAAACAGAAACUUAGUAUCUCCAUCAUCUUUUAGUGUAAACAGUGAGAUAGACGAAGAAGCUAAAAAUAAUAAGACAUUACCAAAGACUUCGAAUCAACAAUUACCUACUUACCCAAUAGUUUUUCCUCACCAAUCCAUACAUCCGAUGAUGUUAGAAGUGAUGUAUCGGGCGCAGAAAAACGAAAACCUUCCUAGAUUAUCCUUACCUUAUCCUAGUUCCCCCACGAACUGUAAACAAAGAUAUCCUUUCGUAAAUCCAGUGGUUCUUAGUCCUCCAAUCAAUCUAAUGCCUUUCGAUAUGAUGCGGAGUCAAACGGCGCAACCGCAGACGCCGAAAUUAUUCGAAACGUCGGGUACUAAACUUAAAGACAGAUACGCAUGUAAAUUCUGCGGAAAAGUUUUUCCGCGAUCGGCGAAUUUAACGAGGCAUUUGAGAACGCACACCGGGGAACAGCCUUACAAAUGCAGAUAUUGCGAAAGGUCUUUUAGUAUAUCGAGCAAUUUGCAAAGGCACGUUAGGAAUAUUCAUAAUAAGGAGAAGCCUUUCAAAUGUUCUUUAUGCGAAAGAUGCUUCGGACAGCAAACUAAUUUAGAUAGGCACCUCAAGAAGCACGAAGCUGACGGGCCGUCCAUUUUAGACGAGAGAAAUCUACGGAAAAACCAAGUUACAUCGAGAAAUAUCAAUGAGGAUUCAUAUUUCGAAGAAAUCAGAUCGUUUAUGGGGAAAGUCACCGAUAAAAGGCUGUUACCUAAUUUCCCGAUGACGAUGCCAAAAUUUUUAGAUAAUAGUCAAUCGUACAAUGAAAAAAUUAACGAAAAUGAAAAGGAUAAUUUUUCAUCGGCGUCUUCUACUACAUCGGAAGUUUCUAAUAAAGAAGAUUUCGAUACAAAAAAUAAAAUUGUAGGGGAAAAUAUAGAAGAAAACGACGCUCCUAGUGAUAAUAACAAUAAUAAUACUUGAAAUUUUUACUAUUCCAUUUAGGGAAUAGCGAAUGGUGUACCAAUUUAUAGGUCCACAAUCAAAUUUCUUGAAUGCGAGAACUCAAUAACAAACAUAACAUUACAACAAGACUAUACUCAAUACGAAGAUGAUCCCAGA